This is a messenger RNA of Ictalurus punctatus (channel catfish), 1665 nucleotides long. RefSeq names its product ATPase H+ transporting V1 subunit C1a (gene atp6v1c1a). The record is from RefSeq and is a predicted model, not a curated record. Gene Ontology annotation, molecular function: proton-transporting ATPase activity, rotational mechanism. Gene Ontology annotation, biological process: proton transmembrane transport. The transcript is spliced from 13 exons. NCBI's taxonomy places the organism in Eukaryota, Metazoa, Chordata, Actinopteri, Siluriformes, Ictaluridae. Gene Ontology annotation, cellular component: lysosomal membrane; vacuolar proton-transporting V-type ATPase, V1 domain. The coding region runs from base 181 to 1332 and encodes 383 amino acids.
CUCCUCUGGCGGAUCAGCUGACUGUGAUGCGCUCUGGAAACACCACUGUUAUGACAUUAUGAAUAACCAUUCGUACAAUUUACCGCUUUAAAUAAUAACACGAUUAUAGACACCAAUUAGUAUUUUAUCUGCUUUUUCUAUCACGUGUAUCCUCGCCUAGUCCAGCGUCAGCAUUCAGUCAUGACGGAGUUCUGGUUGAUCUCGGCUCCUGGAGAGAAAACCUGCCAGCAAACAUGGGACAAGCUGAUGGUGGCCACCACUCGCACCAACAACCUGUCCACUAACAACAAGUUCAACAUCCCGGACCUUAAGGUCGGGACGUUAGAUGUUUUAGUCGGACUCUCAGACGAGCUGGCCAAGUUGGACUCUUUUGUGGAGAGUGUGGUGAAGAAGGUGGCGCAGUACAUGGCCGACGUGCUUGAGGACAGCCGUGAUAAAGUUCAGGAGAACCUGCUGGCAAACGGAGUGGAUCUGAUCACCUACAUCACGAGGUUCCAGUGGGACAUGGCGAAAUACCCCAUAAAGCAAUCUCUGAAGAACAUAUCUGAAAUCAUAUCUAAGGCAGUAACGCAGAUUGAUAACGACUUAAAGGCUCGAGCUUCAGCCUACAACAACCUGAAGGGAAACCUGCAGAACCUGGAGAGGAAGAACGCAGGGAGCCUGCUGACCCGCAGCCUGGCCGACAUUGUAAAGAAAGAGGACUUUGUGCUGGACUCCGAGUACCUCAUCACUCUGUUGGUGGUGGUACCGAAGACCAAUUAUGCAGACUGGCAGAAGACGUAUGAGACUCUCGCGGAAAUGGUGGUGCCGCGGUCCACAAAUUUGCUGUUUGAGGAUCACGACAGCGGGCUGUUCAGUGUCACGCUGUUCCGCAAAGCCAUCGACGACUUCAGGCACAAAGCCAGAGAGAACAAGUUCGUAGUACGAGAUUUCCAGUACAACGAGGAAGAAAUGAAGGCGGAUAAAGAGGAAAUGACGAGGCUCUCCACCGAUAAGAAGAAGCAGUUUGGUCCUCUGGUACGAUGGCUGAAAGUGAACUUCAGUGAAGCCUUCAUCGCCUGGAUCCACAUCAAGGCUCUGAGGGUGUUUGUGGAGUCUGUGUUAAGGUACGGCUUACCUGUGAACUUCCAGGCCAUGCUGCUGCAGCCCAAUAAGAAGAACAUGAAGAAGCUGAGAGAAGUGCUGUAUGAGCUCUAUAAGCAUCUGGACAGCAGUGCUGCUGCGAUUAUCGAUCAAUCUGCUAUGGACAUUCCCGGGCUGAAUCUGAGCCAGCAGGAGUAUUACCCCUACGUCUACUACAAAAUCGAUUGCAACCUGCUCGAUUUCAAAUAAUCCGCAAAAAUAAUGCAGCACUGCACGCCAUCACAUCCCACAGCUUUGUGGCUCAGUCCUAGUAAAGAAGUGUGAGAUGUUGUUUCGUUGAGUUGUAUAUUUAUCCUUCCACCUCUCUCUCUCUCUCUCUCUCUCUCUCUCUCUCUCUCUCUGUCUCUCUCUCACAUGUUCAUUCCUAUUCCGAGAUCCUCUUCACAUUGCUGCUCACUCCGGUGUGUGUGACUGCUGUCCCCAUCAUGUUUACAGGAUUUUUUUUUUAAACUCAUCUCUGUAUUUAUAAGUGAAUGGAUCAGAUCUGUAUCUAUAUAUAAAAGAAGCAAUUCUGUAUUUUAA